Messenger RNA from Arabis nemorensis, 3099 nucleotides. Lineage: Eukaryota; Viridiplantae; Streptophyta; Magnoliopsida; Brassicales; Brassicaceae. The record is from the annotation of a GenBank genome assembly.
AUGAAGGCGAUGGAGACGAUACAGGAUCUGAUCGAGGAAGCCAAACUACGGACCGUAUGGUGGGGCUUAUGCAUCUUCUCCGUUACAUACUUCUUGACCCAUACAAGUAAAUCUAUGUGGAUGAAUUUGCCAAUGGCAAUCCUCAUUCUUUGCGGUCUGCGGAUUCUCUGUAAUCAGAUUGAGUUCAGAUGGAAAUAUCUGCCAACUCCAAGGCAAAAUCAGUUUUCUCACCUCGAGAAGAAGCGCUUGUCCUUGAAUGAUCCACGUCUUUCCACUGUCCCACCUCCUCCAAGGUGGAAGAAGAAAAUCGACUCUCCUGUGGUGGAAGCUGCAAUCAAUGAUUUUAUUGACAAGAUCCUUAAUGAUUUCGUGAUAAAUUUGUGGUACUCCUUGAUCACGCCAGAUAGAGAGGCCCCUGAACUGAUCCGUGCUGUAAUCAUGGAUGCUCUCGGUGAAAUUUCAGUAAGGGUCAAAGAGAUAAAUAUCGUUGACUUGCUAACCAGGUGCCGUCCUUUAUUCCUCUUCCCUUACGUCGAUAAUGCUUUCGCAGUCCACCAUAAAAUGUCUAGAGUAACUUGGAUUGGAUCUUUAUUGGAUGAUAAUGAUAUCAAUGCCUUCACGUGCAGGGAUAUAGUUGAUCUGAUAGGUGACCAUUUGGAAAGUUUUAGAAGAAACCAUGCUGCUAUAGGUACUGAUGUUAUGAAGACAUUGUCAUCUGAGGAGAGAGAUGAAAGAUUGAAAUACCAUCUUAUGGCUUCUGGGGAGCUUUAUCCUGCACUCAUGUCACCUGAGAGUGAGUACAAGGUGCUUCAGAAAAUAGUCGCUGGCAUAUUAUCUGUGGUUCUCAGACCACGAGAAGUUCAGUGCCCUCUUGUUCGAACGAUAGCUAGAGAGAUUGUUACUUGCUUGGUAGUCCAACCUCUUUUGAAUUUAGCAUGCCCGGAGCGUAUCAACGAGGUGAUUGAGAUCGUUAUCAAUCUUAUUAAGGAGGGAAACUUUGAGCAGUUUUCGGGGGAAGAACAGAAUGUUAACUCUGCCUCAUCGUCAGCCUUUGAUAAUCAAGGAAAAAAUAUGAGUUUGACAAAAGUUAAUGAGCAGAAGACACCAUCCAUAGACUAUGACAGAUAUCCACAGCUGCCCAUGCAACAACACUCUGGUGAUUGGGCUCGGAUGCUAGAGGUCGCAACGCAAAGGAGAACAGAGGUUCUUACUCCUGAGAACCUUGAAAACAUGUGGACAAAAGGAAGAAACUACAAAAAGAAGGAGUACAAAAAAUCUGAGGCCAAACAGAAGAAUUCUAGCUCCAUAUCGAGGACUUCUACGGGAGCAGAAGAAAAAGUAGUGGCACAAUUGCCCCCUAGAGUAAGCGUUGAUAAGCAGUCACAAACGCAAAUGGCUGAGGAUUAUAGUAAAUCAUCUUCAUUUGAAGGAGGGCGCCACAUAUAUGAGGUUGAUGUUAGAAAGGAAUUUCCUUCUGAUGGAAACAAAAAUAGGCUUAAGAGAUCCAAUAGUACGUCGGAUCUUAAUAAACAGCCUGAAACAAGGCUGGCACUAUUAGGAGUCGGUGAGGGGCCUCUUAUCACAGAAUUCUACACCACUGAUUUUAUCAAGCACAAUGAAAAUUAUAUAUGUGAUAAUAAAUCCCCAAAUAUUCUUCUUCACAAAGAGGGUCAGCAUUGCCCAAAGCUCAAAUGUCGGGUUCUUGGAGCUUAUUUUGAGAAGCUGGGAUCAAAAUCAUUUGCAGUAUAUUCUAUUGCCGUGACCGAUACUGAAAACAAAACUUGGUUUGUGAAGAGAAGAUACAGUAACUUCGAGCGAUUGCAUCGUCAACUUAAAGAAAUCCCAAACUACAAUUUACAGUUACCCCCAAAGCGUAUAUUCUCAUCAAGCACCGAAGAUGCUUUUGUUCAUCGUCGCUGUAUUCAGCUGGACAAGUUUCUACAAGAUCUGCUGUCUAUAGCUAAUGUUGCUGAACAGUAUGAAGUUUGGGAUUUUCUAAGUGCCUCCUCAAAAAAUUAUUCUUUUGGAAAGUCUUCAUCGGUGAUAAAAACUCUUGCAGUUAAUGUUGAUGAUGCCAUGGACGAUAUUGUACGUCAGUUUAAAGGGGUUUCAGAUGGCCUUAUGCGCAAGGUUGUAGGAUCUCCACUUGAAGAAAAUGAGCAUGCUCCUACCCGCCACCUCUCCUGGAGUGUAAAUGAAAUAAAUACUCAUCUCUCUAAGGAAAUUGCAACUGAGUCGAUGAACAGCAGCAUAUCUGAUAAUGAAGACAUUAACAAACUUGGAGAGAGCACUCAAGGGGAAGGUAGACUUGAUUCAGAAGCUAAUGGGUGGCACUCAGAUAAUGAAUUGGACUCGAAGUAUUUCCAACCGAGAGUAGUUAGGCGUCUAGGAGAGCCUGAGAAUUCCCCCUUGGAAAUGAAAAUGAUUUUAAGCGAUUUGCAGCACGCCGAUCCGUUGGUUCACAAUCCUACUGUGCCACCUGAGUGGACGCCGCCCAAUGUCAGUGUGCCAAUUUUGAACCUAGUCGAUAAAGUGUUUCAGUUAAAUAGAAGAGGUUGGUUAAGGAGGCAAGUUUUCUGGAUAUCAAAGCAAAUAUUACAGAUAGUUAUGGAAGAUGCUGUGGAUGACUGGCUCCUGAGGGAGGUGUGUUGGCUGCGGAGUGAAGACACAGUAGCUCACGGAAUUCGUUGGGCUCAAGAUAUUCUUUGGCCAAAUGGCGUAUUCUUUACCAGAGUGGGUGACAGUCAAGAGGCAUUGGAUGAGACCGACCCCAGUGAAAAAACUUUCCAAAUCGCAGGCCAACUUGGUGGCAUGAAGGUGACUAAACCGAGUUCAUUUGAGCAUCAUCUCGAGGCUUCACAUAGAGCUAGUGAAAUCAAGAAAUUCCUUUUCGAUGGUGCCCCAACAGCCUUAGUGAGUAUGGUAGGGCACAAGCAGUACAGGAGAUGCGCGAGAGACAUCUUCUAUUUCACUCAGUCGAACGUAUGCAUAAAGCAACUAACAUUUGCAAUACUGGAGCUGCUACUCCGAUCUGUUUUCCCGGAACUGCAAGAUAUUCUGAGAGACAUAAGGGAGAAUCCGCAUGGUCGGUCAGAGUAA